Molecule: messenger RNA, 804 nt
Organism: Lathyrus sativus (Indian pea)
Lineage: Eukaryota; Viridiplantae; Streptophyta; Magnoliopsida; Fabales; Fabaceae
Source: the annotation of a GenBank genome assembly
AUGAUGAUUCUCACAACCCUUUUGGUUAUUUUUGUGACACUAAUGAUUAAAGUUUUUUAUGAUGCAAUUUCAUAUUAUUGUCUUAUUCCAAUGAGAAUUAAGAAGAUUAUGGAGAAGCAAGGUGUGUUUUGUCCUAAACCUAGGUUUCUUUCAGGCAACCUUAAAGACAUCUCAUCUUUUGUUUCUGAAGCAACUUCUCAAGACAUGAAAUCAAUCAACCAUGAUGUUGUUGGUCGUCUUUUGCCUCAUUAUGUUGCUUGGUCCAAGCAAUAUGGAAAAAGAUUCUUCUAUUGGAAUGGAAUAGAACCAAGAUUGUGUCUAAUAGAAACUGAAUUGAUCAAGGAAUUUCUUUCGAAAUAUAGUACAAUAUCUGGGAAAUCAUGGCAGCAACAACAAGGAUCUAAGAAUUUUAUUGAAAAAGGUUUGUUGAUGGCAAAUGGUGACGAUUGGUAUCACCAACGUCACUUAGUUUCACCAGCAUUCAUGAGAGAAAAACUCAAGAGUUAUGGUGUACACAUAAUGGAAUGCACUAAAGAGAUGCUUGAGUCACUUCAAAAUGAAACAUUAGAGUGUGACAAAAAAGAGAUUGAAAUUGGAGAAUAUUUUACAAAACUCACUGCAGAUAUCAUUUCAAGAACUGAGUUUGGUACAAAUUAUAAAGAGGGUAAACAAAUAUUUCACCUUCUCACACAAUUACAAGCUCUUUGUGCUCAAGCGACUAGAAAUCUUUGGUUUACUGGAAGCAGGUUUGUAAUUUCUAAUAAGUUUAUAGGCAUUGUCUUUAUCUUCAUUUUCGGAUGUUAA